Molecule: messenger RNA, 7172 nt
Organism: Artibeus jamaicensis (Jamaican fruit-eating bat)
Lineage: Eukaryota; Metazoa; Chordata; Mammalia; Chiroptera; Phyllostomidae
Gene: MED14
Product: mediator complex subunit 14
Exons: 33
Coding region: 182-4699 (1505 amino acids)
Biological process (GO): regulation of transcription by RNA polymerase II
Cellular component (GO): mediator complex; core mediator complex
Molecular function (GO): transcription coregulator activity
Source: RefSeq, a predicted model, not a curated record
AGUCCCUGGGGCUGGCGGGCUCCUCACUAUAUGGGGGCGGGCCUCAGCGUCCGGCGCUGGGCUUCCUGUUCAGAGGCUGUCUGGCGGUAGGCGGCGGACUCGGCUGGUGCUCACUUCGGCGCGGUGAGCGAGCGCUCCUGAGGCUCUAGGGCCGCUGCGCCAAGCCCGACCCUGCGCCACCAUGGCACCAGUACAGCUGGAGAACCACCAGCUGGUCCCGCCCGGAGGCGGUGGCGGAGGCAGCGGCGGCCCCGCGUCAGCCCCGGCGCCUCCUCCUCCUGGAGCCGCCGUGGCGGCGGCUGCUGCCGCUGCGGCUAGCCCUGGCUACCGGCUGAGCACUCUCAUCGAAUUUCUGCUGCACCGGGCCUACUCGGAGCUUAUGGUGUUGACGGAUCUACUGCCAAGGAAAUCUGAUGUGGAAAGGAAAAUAGAAAUAGUGCAGUUUGCUAGUCGGACACGUCAACUCUUUGUUCGAUUACUAGCUUUAGUAAAAUGGGCUAAUAAUGCUGGCAAAGUGGAAAAAUGUGCGAUGAUCUCAAGCUUUUUAGAUCAACAAGCCAUCUUAUUUGUGGACACUGCUGAUCGCCUUGCUUCAUUAGCUAGAGAUGCUCUGGUUCAUGCACGCCUGCCUAGUUUUGCCAUUCCAUAUGCCAUUGAUGUACUGACUACUGGGUCUUACCCACGGCUGCCAACCUGCAUCAGGGAUAAAAUUAUUCCUCCAGACCCAAUUACCAAAAUUGAGAAACAAGCCACACUUCACCAGCUGAACCAGAUUCUUAGACAUCGUCUUGUAACCACAGACCUUCCUCCUCAGUUAGCAAAUCUUACAGUUGCAAAUGGUCGGGUGAAGUUUCGAGUCGAAGGAGAAUUUGAAGCCACCUUGACUGUAAUGGGAGAUGAUCCUGAUGUUCCAUGGCGUCUUCUCAAGCUAGAAAUUCUAGUAGAGGAUAAGGAGACAGGAGAUGGGCGAGCCUUGGUUCAUAGCAUGCAAAUCGACUUUAUCCAUCAGCUGGUGCAGUCAAGGCUAUUUGCUGAUGAGAAACCUCUUCAGGACAUGUACAAUUGCCUACAUUCUUUCUGCUUAUCACUUCAGUUAGAAGUGCUACAUUCCCAAACUCUAAUGUUAAUCCGAGAGCGGUGGGGAGACCUUGUGCAGGUAGAAAGGUAUCAUCCUGGAAAGUGCCUCUCCCUCUCAGUUUGGAAUCAACAGGUCCUUGGGAGAAAAACAGGGAUGGCAUCUGUUCACAAAGUUACAAUUAAAAUCGAUGAGAAUGAUGUCUCUAAACCUUUGCAGAUUUUUCAUGAUCCUCCUUUGCCAGUUUCUGAUUCCAAAUUAGUAGAAAGAGCCAUGAAGGUAGAUGAUAUUGAUCACUUAUCAAUAGAAAAACUCCUGAUUGACAGUGUCCGUGCACGAGCUCAUCAGAAGCUCCAGGAGCUGAAGACCAUUCUUAGAGGCUUCAAUGCCAAUGAAAACUCUUCCAUAGAGACUGCACUUCCAGCUCUUGUUGUUCCCAUCUUGGAGCCCUGCGAUAAUUCGGAGUGUCUACACAUUUAUGUAGAUUUGCAUUCUGGAAUGUUCCAAUUGAUGCUUUAUGGACUCGACCAGGCCACUUUGGAUGACAUGGAGAAGUCUUUGAAUGAGGAUAUGAAACGAAUCAUUCCUUGGAUUCAACAACUUAAGUCCAGGAUGGGAGUGCUUCGUAUUAAAUUCCCCUCUAGAGCAAAUACAGUAGAUCCAGUUUUUGUGCCUUUGCUUCCCUCCACCCAGUACCUCCGUUAUUUCCAGCAGUUCCCUUCCUUAGUUCACAUCCAUGGGUCAUGCAUGUUUUGGCUUGGACAACAGCGUUGCAAACAGUCUAUAAAACAUCUGCCUACAAUAAGCACUGAUACAUUGCAGCUGUCCAAUUACUCAACUCAUCCUAUUGGAAAACUGUCUAAGCAUAAGCUGUUCAUUAAACUUACUCGUCUUCCACAAUACUAUAUUGUUGUAGAGAUGUUAGAGGUUCCCAAUAAACCCACACAGCUGACAUACAAGUACUACUUCCUGUCUGUGAGUGUUGCGGAACGGGAAGACAGCCCUGUCAUGGCCCUCGUGCUGCAGCAAUUCAAGGACAACAUCCAGGAAUUGAUUUUACGUACAAAAAUCGGGAAACAGCCUAGAGCCAGUACUAAGCGCAAGUUGUCUGAUGAUUCAUGUCCAGUAGAACCUAAGAAAGCCAAACGAUCAGGAGAAAUACGUGCCUUCAAUAAAAUUCUAGCGCAUUUUGUUGCUGUGUGUGAUACAAAUAUGCCAUUUGUAGGACUUCGAGUGGAGUUGUCCAAUCUGGAGAUUCCGCAUCAAGGAGUACAAAUGGAAGGUGAUAGCUUCAGCCAUGCAAUUCGCUUAUUAAAAAUUCCUCCCUGCAAGGGUGUAAAUGAGGAAACCCAGAAGGCUCUGGAUCGCUCUCUCCUCGAUUGCACUUUCCGAUUACAAGGUAGAAAUAACCGCACAUGGGUAGCAGAGUUAGUGUUUGCAAAUUGUCCACUUAAUGGCACUUCUACCAGGGAACAAGGACCAUCCCGGCAUGUUUAUCUAACAUAUGAAAACCUGUUGUCCGAACCUGUUGGUGGUAGAAAAGUGGUUGAAAUGUUCCUUAAUGACUGGAAUAGCAUUGCACGAUUAUAUGAGUGUGUGUUGGAAUUUGCACGUUCUCUACCAGACAUACCUGCUCAUCUAAAUAUUUUCUCAGAAGUUCGUGUUUAUAAUUACCGAAAACUUAUCUUGUGUUAUGGAACUACUAAGGGAAGCUCAAUUAGUAUCCAAUGGAAUUCCAUACAUCAGAAAUUUCACAUUUCUUUGGGAACUGUUGGUCCAAACUCAGGUUGCAGUAACUGUCACAAUACCAUUCUCCAUCAGCUUCAAGAAAUGUUCAACAAAACACCAAAUGUGGUUCAGUUAUUACAGGUACUGUUUGAUACUCAGGCUCCAUUAAAUGCCAUCAACAAACUCCCCACUGUGCCGAUGUUGGGCUUGACCCAGAGAACCAACACUGCCUACCAGUGCUUCUCCAUUUUGCCACAGUCAUCCACUCACAUCAGACUGGCCUUUAGAAACAUGUAUUGCAUUGAUAUAUACUGCCGGAGUCGAGGUGUUGUGGCGAUACGGGAUGGUGCCUAUAGUCUUUUUGAUAAUAGCAAGUUAGUUGAAGGAUUUUAUCCUGCACCAGGACUAAAGACAUUCCUGAAUAUGUUUGUUGACAGCAAUCAGGAUGCUCGAAGAAGGUCUGUAAAUGAGGAUGAUAAUCCCCCUUCUCCCAUAGGAGGAGAUAUGAUGGAUUCUCUAAUCUCACAACUGCAGCCACCACCCCAGCAACAGCCAUUUCCAAAGCAGCCAGGAUCAUCAGGUGCUUAUCCUCUUACUUCACCUCCUACAUCCUAUCAUAGCACAGUUAGCCAAUCUCCAUCUAUGAUGCACACACAGUCCCCAGGAAAUCUGCAUGCCGCAAGUUCCCCCAGUGGGGCUUUGAGAGCCCCAUCACCAGCGUCAUUUGUUCCAACUCCUCCCCCAUCCUCGCAUGGACUCUCAAUAGGACCAGGGGCCAGUUUUGCUAGUCCACAUGGAACCCUGGACCCCAGUUCUCCAUACACUAUGGUGUCACCAAGUGGACGGGCAGGGAACUGGCCAGGGUCUCCUCAAGUGUCUGGCCCCUCCCCGGCAACGCGGUUGCCUGGAAUGUCACCAGCCAACCCAUCACUACAUUCUCCAGUUCCAGAUGCUUCUCAUUCCCCUCGAGCUGGAACAAGUUCCCAAACGAUGCCAACAAACAUGCCCCCACCUCGUAAACUACCUCAGCGCUCCUGGGCAGCCUCCAUACCCACCAUCCUCACUCACAGUGCCUUGAACAUUUUAUUGCUGCCCUCUCCAACACCAGGCCUCGUGCCUGGCCUGGCAGGUAGUUACCUUUGUUCUCCACUUGAAAGAUUCCUUGGAUCGGUCAUCAUGAGAAGACAUCUUCAAAGAAUUAUUCAACAAGAAACGCUGCAGCUGAUAAAUUCCAAUGAACCUGGGGUGAUCAUGUUUAAGACAGAUGCGCUGAAAUGCAGAGUCGCUCUUAGUCCCAAAACCAACCAAACACUUCAGCUAAAAGUAACACCUGAGAACGCAGGACAGUGGAAACCUGAUGAACUUCAAGUUUUGGAGAAAUUCUUUGAAACAAGAGUUGCUGGACCACCAUUUAAAGCCAAUACAUUAAUAGCCUUCACCAAACUUUUAGGAGCUCCUACACACAUCCUCAGGGACUGUGUGCAUAUUAUGAAACUAGAGCUGUUUCCUGACCAGGCAACACAGCUAAAAUGGAAUGUUCAGUUUUGCCUGACGAUCCCUCCCAGCGCACCACCAAUUGCACCUCCUGGGACUCCUGCUGUGGUGCUGAAAUCCAAAAUACUGUUUUUUCUUCAGCUAACUCAGAAAACAUCGGUCCCUCCCCAAGAACCUGUUAGUAUUAUAGUUCCAAUCAUUUAUGACAUGGCUUCAGGUACAACCCAGCAGGCAGACAUUCCCAGACAGCAGAACUCUUCUGUUGCUGCUCCUAUGAUGGUCAGCAACAUUCUGAAGAGGUUUGCAGAGAUGAACCCACCACGACAAGGUGAAUGCACAAUAUUUGCAGCUGUUCGUGAUUUAAUGGCUAAUCUUACACUGCCCCCUGGUGGGCGUCCAUAGACACUAUUGUUUUUAAACCAGGAAGGCUGACAAAUGAAAGUCUGAAUUCAGCCUUCAGUUUUAAAAAGGAAAAGGACUUUUUGACUUAAAGAGCUAAAUAUUCUAAACUCGCAAAAAUUUUCAGGGUGCAUUUCUUUCAUCAAACAGACCAUCAGUCUUUUGUAUAGUGAACUUGUAUAGUGUGUUGAAAUGGGACACGUUUCAAACUAGGUAAUUAAUACAUCAGUGUCCGCUUGCCAAUCAUAGAGUCAAUAUUCUGUUUUAUACUAUAAAGUUACAGAAAUGCCAAACUUGUUUAUUUAAUUGUUUUCUUAUGUUUUGGGUGUAAUAGUCCUUUUUGGUUUCUGUUUUGUUUUUUUAAGGCAGGUCUGUCAUUUUGAAUACUGUAAAACUGUGAUAAACUUUAUAUUGAAGCUGUAUUUUACUAUGACCGCUUUGAAUCCUCACAUGAAAUGUUCUGGGAGUUGUUAUAAAAACAUCCCAAAGAAGCAAUAUUUAAUAAAACUAGGUUUAAAAAAAAACAGUGACACUCACUUGUGUGUAUAUCAGCUCUAUAGACUUCUCAGGGCCUCCCUUCUUCUUUAACCUGGUGGGGCCAGUAAUUAAUUUCUAAUAAUAUAUUGCCUGGAAUUUGACCAAAAACAUCUGCUUCUUUGUUUCAAGUUUAUUUUCUUCAAACAUUCCUAAAUCAACUGGUGGUGAACAUUUUAGCACCUUGGUUGUCUUUCAGUUUAGGAUUUUGGUAAAAGAGAAAGAACCCAGUCUUUGAAAAGAGACAGUGAGUACUUCCUAUUAGUCAAGGAUCCCAAAUACUUCAACAUUCUGGUCUGUUGAGGAUGUGGUAACUUUUCUGUUAGGCAAAUUUAGUUUAUAGGAUACUUCUGCAUACAGCAUUAGUUAGGAAAUAGAUUUGAGUACUCUGUCCUUACAUGAAAUUUCUGUGAUGUUUCCUUAUCUUGCUUAACUUCCCCAUCAAAGUUGGGGUUAGUCUGAACAAUCCCAGUUUAAUUAAUUAUCAAUAAAAUGAUAAAAUGUUUUUGCUUGGAAGAAACCUGGUCCAAUCCCCUCACUUUGAAGAAUCUAACAUCCAGGGUCUGUCCAGAGUCAAAUGGAGUUUCUGAUACUGACACAUCUCAGCAUAGUUUCCUUUUGGAGUACUGUGCUGUCUCUCCCAAUCAGUCAGGGACUUUGAUAAGCUUGAAAGAAUAUAACAGGAGACAAAGGUCUUCUGGUGACUUGAUGUUAUUUGGGAAGGUUUUUCAAAUGACAACUACCAUGCCAAGUUAUCUGGUCACUGUAAUAUUAGUUCUCCAUUAAAUUUCAGAUGUUUUAUCUAAUUCCAUUUUAGAUGAUUUAAUUGAGCUUCUGUAACUACCCAAAUUCUAGUGUCCAGCAUCUCACUGCAGCUAUAUCAUAUCUGUUCUCAACUUUGCUUGAUUCUCUGUUCAUUUCUGGUCAGAGUUGAGGCCUUCUUUGCCUUUCUUCUAUGUCUUCUUUAUGCCUUCAUCUGCCUCUCGCCCAACUCUGCCACUAUUCAGGAGCAAGUGACUAAACUUUUAUCCUUCCUUUAACUUACCUUUUAUCCUUCUGUUUCCUUUAAUGCAUCGGUUUGUCAAUCUAAGAUGUCUUUAUCAAGGGUCAGUCCUUUUCUAUUUAGAGUUUAAUCCUGUCUUUCAUGUAGAAAUCUACAUUUAAAAAUACAACAAAUGUAUUUUUAUCUACAGGAUAAUAUUGCCUGAAGUAAUUUUACUAAAAUAGUUAACUUUUCAGGUAUUUUCUCUUGUAAGUAUGGUUGGUUUUGGAAUGUUAAUUGCAUUUUUAAGCAUGACGCAUUCAGUGGACACUUUUCCUAAUUGUAACUCAUUUCUGAAUGCAUUGUGCAAAUCAAAAGUAAAAUAGGAUUCAGUGAACAAAAUUGCUUUUGAUGCUUAUUUAAGAGUACACCUUUGAAUUUUGAUAAUUAUGCUUGGUACUUGGAAUUGGUAUAUACUUUAUAAAAGCUUGAACACUCUAGCAUUCAAAUUUUAGGCUUCAUCACAAACCAUGUCUUUUGCCUCUUUUGUUACCCAGUUUCAAUCACAGGAACUGGAUGCCCAUAGAGAUUUUUUCUUAUAGAGGGUUUGGGUCUUAACUUUAAGAUGUUUUCAAUGUGAUUUUAGUAAUAAAUAAAAUUUACACAAGUUUCAGAGAACUACCAACUCUCUAGUUAAUUUUCAUGAAGAUGUUUGGGUAGUAGUAUGGUUUAGUAUUAAUUUAACCUUAAAAGAAGAAAUUGGUUCUGAUCUGCCACCUUUUCUCUAUCUUGAAAUGCUGUUUCAGAAUGUAUAAAAGCACUUUCAGAAUUAGGAAAAAAAUGAAAACUUCAACAGAAUAUGUCAAGUUAUUAAUAAUAGGCUGAACCUUAUAUUUGAACAUUAACUGCAGAUAAGUGCUAAGUGCAGAUGUAAACUAAAAUAUAUAUGAUUUUGAAUUU